This is a messenger RNA of Protobothrops mucrosquamatus (brown spotted pit viper), 765 nucleotides long. RefSeq names its product glycosyltransferase like domain containing 1 (gene QTMAN). The record is from RefSeq and is a predicted model, not a curated record. NCBI's taxonomy places the organism in Eukaryota, Metazoa, Chordata, Lepidosauria, Squamata, Viperidae. Gene Ontology annotation, molecular function: glycosyltransferase activity. The coding region runs from base 24 to 752 and encodes 242 amino acids. The transcript is spliced from 6 exons.
GAGAUACAUCUUUGCUUUUUGAGAUGCCUUUUCAAGAACAGACGUGUGAAACUGCAAAUAUCAUCAGUAUCCACAAUUUAGACCAAACACCUGGACACCAAAAAGUAGAGUCUGGAUUUUGUUGCUCCUGGCCAGAGAAACAGCACCUUUGUCAAGGAGAAGAGAGCGAAUGGGCCACUCCUCUUGAUCACAGUGUGGGCAGCUUGAAACAUCAGCAGAGGCCUUUGCACAUUGUUUGGCCUCAUAGAUGGGAACACGAUAAAGAUCCUGAAAGCUUCUUUAAAGUGCUGAUGAAAUUGAAAAAGAUGGAACUGAAUUUUCAUGUCUCUGUCCUUGGAGAAGCCUUCAGUGAUGUUCCAGAUAUAUUUUCAGAGGCCAAAAAGACAUUGGAAUCAUCAGUCUUACACUGGGGCUACUUACCCAGCAGGGAUGACUAUUUCCAAGUUCUGUGCAUGGCUGAUGUGGUCAUCUCCACAGCUAAGCAUGAAUUCUUUGGUGUGGCAAUGAUAGAAGCGGUGCAUUGUGGCUGUUACCCCCUCUGUCCGAAUGCUUUGGUCUAUCCAGAAAUAUUUCCAGCUGAAUAUCUGUAUUCUACACCUGAACAGCUUAUUAAAAGGCUUCAGAAUUUCUGCAAGAGACCAGAGAUUAUAAGGAAACAUCUUUAUAAGGGUGAAACAUCUCAGUUUUCUUGGGCAGCACUCCAUGGUAAAUUCAGGUCUCUCCUCACAGCAGAACCCAGGGAAGAUUUGUGACAGAUGGGGCGAA